Molecule: messenger RNA, 4296 nt
Organism: Giardia duodenalis
Lineage: Eukaryota; Fornicata; Diplomonadida; Hexamitidae
Product: VSP
Exons: 1
Coding region: 1-4296 (1431 amino acids)
Source: RefSeq, a predicted model, not a curated record
AUGUUGGUAGGAUUUCUCCUAGUUUGUGCGGUAACACAGGCAAGCUGUGCGGCGGGCUGCCAGACCUGCAACCCUGCCGACCAGACCUGCACGGCAUGCACCGACAGUUCUCACAACAUACAGGUCGACGGGAAGAGCUGUGCCGCAGAUUGCCCGCCGAACUCUGCCCCCAACCAGAAGGUGUGCGAGUGCGAGGGAGGAUACGGCCCGGUCGCCGGACAGAACAGGUGCGAACAGAAUCCUAGCGCAGGCUGUGCGGCGGGCUGCCAGACCUGCAACCCUGCCGACCAGACCUGCACGGCAUGCACCGACAGUUCUCACAACAUACAGGUCGACGGGAAGAGCUGUGCCGCAGAUUGCCCGCCGAACUCUGCCCCCAACCAGAAGGUGUGCGAGUGCGAGGGAGGAUACGGCCCGGUCGCCGGACAGAACAGGUGCGAACAGAAUCCUAGCGCAGGCUGUGCGGCGGGCUGCCAGACCUGCAACCCUGCCGACCAGACCUGCACGGCAUGCACCGACAGUUCUCACAACAUACAGGUCGACGGGAAGAGCUGUGCCGCAGAUUGCCCGCCGAACUCUGCCCCCAACCAGAAGGUGUGCGAGUGCGAGGGAGGAUACGGCCCGGUCGCCGGACAGAACAGGUGCGAACAGAAUCCUAGCGCAGGCUGUGCGGCGGGCUGCCAGACCUGCAACCCUGCCGACCAGACCUGCACGGCAUGCACCGACAGUUCUCACAACAUACAGGUCGACGGGAAGAGCUGUGCCGCAGAUUGCCCGCCGAACUCUGCCCCCAACCAGAAGGUGUGCGAGUGCGAGGGAGGAUACGGCCCGGUCGCCGGACAGAACAGGUGCGAACAGAAUCCUAGCGCAGGCUGUGCGGCGGGCUGCCAGACCUGCAACCCUGCCGACCAGACCUGCACGGCAUGCACCGACAGUUCUCACAACAUACAGGUCGACGGGAAGAGCUGUGCCGCAGAUUGCCCGCCGAACUCUGCCCCCAACCAGAAGGUGUGCGAGUGCGAGGGAGGAUACGGCCCGGUCGCCGGACAGAACAGGUGCGAACAGAAUCCUAGCGCAGGCUGUGCGGCGGGCUGCCAGACCUGCAACCCUGCCGACCAGACCUGCACGGCAUGCACCGACAGUUCUCACAACAUACAGGUCGACGGGAAGAGCUGUGCCGCAGAUUGCCCGCCGAACUCUGCCCCCAACCAGAAGGUGUGCGAGUGCGAGGGAGGAUACGGCCCGGUCGCCGGACAGAACAGGUGCGAACAGAAUCCUAGCGCAGGCUGUGCGGCGGGCUGCCAGACCUGCAACCCUGCCGACCAGACCUGCACGGCAUGCACCGACAGUUCUCACAACAUACAGGUCGACGGGAAGAGCUGUGCCGCAGAUUGCCCGCCGAACUCUGCCCCCAACCAGAAGGUGUGCGAGUGCGAGGGAGGAUACGGCCCGGUCGCCGGACAGAACAGGUGCGAACAGAAUCCUAGCGCAGGCUGUGCGGCGGGCUGCCAGACCUGCAACCCUGCCGACCAGACCUGCACGGCAUGCACCGACAGUUCUCACAACAUACAGGUCGACGGGAAGAGCUGUGCCGCAGAUUGCCCGCCGAACUCUGCCCCCAACCAGAAGGUGUGCGAGUGCGAGGGAGGAUACGGCCCGGUCGCCGGACAGAACAGGUGCGAACAGAAUCCUAGCGCAGGCUGUGCGGCGGGCUGCCAGACCUGCAACCCUGCCGACCAGACCUGCACGGCAUGCACCGACAGUUCUCACAACAUACAGGUCGACGGGAAGAGCUGUGCCGCAGAUUGCCCGCCGAACUCUGCCCCCAACCAGAAGGUGUGCGAGUGCGAGGGAGGAUACGGCCCGGUCGCCGGACAGAACAGGUGCGAACAGAAUCCUAGCGCAGGCUGUGCGGCGGGCUGCCAGACCUGCAACCCUGCCGACCAGACCUGCACGGCAUGCACCGACAGUUCUCACAACAUACAGGUCGACGGGAAGAGCUGUGCCGCAGAUUGCCCGCCGAACUCUGCCCCCAACCAGAAGGUGUGCGAGUGCGAGGGAGGAUACGGCCCGGUCGCCGGACAGAACAGGUGCGAACAGAAUCCUAGCGCAGGCUGUGCGGCGGGCUGCCAGACCUGCAACCCUGCCGACCAGACCUGCACGGCAUGCACCGACAGUUCUCACAACAUACAGGUCGACGGGAAGAGCUGUGCCGCAGAUUGCCCGCCGAACUCUGCCCCCAACCAGAAGGUGUGCGAGUGCGAGGGAGGAUACGGCCCGGUCGCCGGACAGAACAGGUGCGAACAGAAUCCUAGCGCAGGCUGUGCGGCGGGCUGCCAGACCUGCAACCCUGCCGACCAGACCUGCACGGCAUGCACCGACAGUUCUCACAACAUACAGGUCGACGGGAAGAGCUGUGCCGCAGAUUGCCCGCCGAACUCUGCCCCCAACCAGAAGGUGUGCGAGUGCGAGGGAGGAUACGGCCCGGUCGCCGGACAGAACAGGUGCGAACAGAAUCCUAGCGCAGGCUGUGCGGCGGGCUGCCAGACCUGCAACCCUGCCGACCAGACCUGCACGGCAUGCACCGACAGUUCUCACAACAUACAGGUCGACGGGAAGAGCUGUGCCGCAGAUUGCCCGCCGAACUCUGCCCCCAACCAGAAGGUGUGCGAGUGCGAGGGAGGAUACGGCCCGGUCGCCGGACAGAACAGGUGCGAACAGAAUCCUAGCGCAGGCUGUGCGGCGGGCUGCCAGACCUGCAACCCUGCCGACCAGACCUGCACGGCAUGCACCGACAGUUCUCACAACAUACAGGUCGACGGGAAGAGCUGUGCCGCAGAUUGCCCGCCGAACUCUGCCCCCAACCAGAAGGUGUGCGAGUGCGAGGGAGGAUACGGCCCGGUCGCCGGACAGAACAGGUGCGAACAGAAUCCUAGCGCAGGCUGUGCGGCGGGCUGCCAGACCUGCAACCCUGCCGACCAGACCUGCACGGCAUGCACCGACAGUUCUCACAACAUACAGGUCGACGGGAAGAGCUGUGCCGCAGAUUGCCCGCCGAACUCUGCCCCCAACCAGAAGGUGUGCGAGUGCGAGGGAGGAUACGGCCCGGUCGCCGGACAGAACAGGUGCGAACAGAAUCCUAGCGCAGGCUGUGCGGCGGGCUGCCAGACCUGCAACCCUGCCGACCAGACCUGCACGGCAUGCACCGACAGUUCUCACAACAUACAGGUCGACGGGAAGAGCUGUGCCGCAGAUUGCCCGCCGAACUCUGCCCCCAACCAGAAGGUGUGCGAGUGCGAGGGAGGAUACGGCCCGGUCGCCGGACAGAACAGGUGCGAACAGAAUCCUAGCGCAGGCUGUGCGGCGGGCUGCCAGACCUGCAACCCUGCCGACCAGACCUGCACGGCAUGCACCGACAGUUCUCACAACAUACAGGUCGACGGGAAGAGCUGUGCCGCAGAUUGCCCGCCGAACUCUGCCCCCAACCAGAAGGUGUGCGAGUGCGAGGGAGGAUACGGCCCGGUCGCCGGACAGAACAGGUGCGAACAGAAUCCUAGCGCAGGCUGUGCGGCGGGCUGCCAGACCUGCAACCCUGCCGACCAGACCUGCACGGCAUGCACCGACAGUUCUCACAACAUACAGGUCGACGGGAAGAGCUGUGCCGCAGAUUGCCCGCCGAACUCUGCCCCCAACCAGAAGGUGUGCGAGUGCGAGGGAGGAUACGGCCCGGUCGCCGGACAGAACAGGUGCGAACAGAAUCCUAGCGCAGGCUGUGCGGCGGGCUGCCAGACCUGCAACCCUGCCGACCAGACCUGCACGGCAUGCACCGACAGUUCUCACAACAUACAGGUCGACGGGAAGAGCUGUGCCGCAGAUUGCCCGCCGAACUCUGCCCCCAACCAGAAGGUGUGCGAGUGCGAGGGAGGAUACGGCCCGGUCGCCGGACAGAACAGGUGCGAACAGAAUCCUAGCGCAGGCUGUGCGGCGGGCUGCCAGACCUGCAACCCUGCCGACCAGACCUGCACGGCAUGCACCGACAGUUCUCACAACAUACAGGUCGACGGGAAGAGCUGUGCCGCAGAUUGCCCGCCGAACUCUGCCCCCAACCAGAAGGUGUGCGAGUGCGAGGGAGGAUACGGCCCGGUCGCCGGACAGAACAGGUGCAUAUCUUCUAGCGUCAACAAGAGCGGCCUUUCCACGGGCGCCAUAGCUGGCAUCGCUGUGGCCGCUGUCAUCGUCGUCGGGGGCCUCGUCGGCUUCCUCUGCUGGUGGUUCCUCUGCCGGGGCAAAGCGUAG